Miscanthus lutarioriparius is the source of this 1839-nucleotide messenger RNA. NCBI's taxonomy places the organism in Eukaryota, Viridiplantae, Streptophyta, Magnoliopsida, Poales, Poaceae. The record is from the annotation of a GenBank genome assembly.
AUGGACGCCGCCCGCGGUGGCGGCCACAGCAGCGCCGCCUCCGCCUUCGCCGCCGGCAUCGCGGAGGAGGCGGCGCGGCUGUGGUCGGAGCUCCAGCUCCCCGUGCGCGUGGACUGGGCGGCCGUGGCGGCGCAAUGCGCGUCCCUGUGGGCGCACGCGCGGGCGCUGCUGCUCGUGCCGGCGGUGCGGCUCCUGGUGUUCCUGUCGCUGGCGAUGACGGUCAUGAUACUGGUGGAGAAGCUCUUCGUCUGCGCCGUGUGCCUCGUCGUCAGGGCGUUCCGGCUCGGCCCGCACCUCCGGUACCACUGGGAGCCCAUCAUCGCCGGCAGCGCCGACGGGGGAGACGAGGAGUCCGGCGGCCACGGCGGCGGCGGCGAAGCCAAGUACCCCGUGGUGCUGGUGCAGAUCCCCAUGUACAACGAGCGCGAGGUGUACAAGCUGUCGAUCGGGGCGGCAUGUGCGCUGGAGUGGCCGUCGGAGCGCUUCGUGAUCCAGGUGCUGGACGACUCCACGGACCCCGUUGUAAAGGAUUUGGUGGAGAUGGAAUGCCAGAGAUGGAAGAGCAAAGGCGUUAACAUAAAGUACGAGGUCAGGGGGAAUCGGAAGGGGUACAAGGCCGGCGCACUCAAGGAAGGAUUGAAGCAUGAAUAUGUCAAAGACUGCGAAUACAUUGCUAUGUUUGACGCUGACUUCCAGCCCGAGUCCGAUUUUCUCCUGAGGACUAUCCCGUUCCUCGUGCACAACCCAGAGAUUGCCCUCGUCCAGACUCGCUGGAAAUUUGUUAAUUCUGAUGAGUGUCUGCUGACAAGAUUCCAAGAAAUGUCGUUAGACUACCAUUUCAAGUAUGAGCAGGAGGCAGGGUCCUCAGUGUAUUCAUUCUUUGGCUUCAAUGGGACAGCUGGUGUCUGGAGGAUUUCAGCGAUCGAUGAUGCCGGGGGCUGGAAGGACCGGACGACAGUGGAAGAUAUGGACCUGGCUGUCCGUGCGAUGCUGCAGGGAUGGAAAUUCGUUUACGUCGGUGACAUAAAAGUCAAGAGUGAAUUACCUAGCACAUUCAAGGCAUACCGGUUUCAGCAGCAUAGGUGGUCAUGUGGGCCGGCAAACCUGUUCAAGAAAAUGAUGGUAGAGAUUGUAGAAAACAAGAAAGUGUCACUGUGGAGUAAAAUCCACUUAUGGUACGAUUUCUUCUUCGUUGGGAAGGUUGCUGCUCAUACGGUGACAUUCAUCUAUUACUGCUUUGCGAUCCCUUUGUCUGUUUUGCUCCCUGAGAUUCAGAUCCCUCUCUGGGGAGUUGUUUAUGUCCCGACAGCGAUAACCCUCUUGAAGGCUCUUGGCACACCGAGUUCAUUUCACCUGGUGAUCCUCUGGGUUCUGUUUGAGAAUGUCAUGUCGUUGCACCGGAUUAAAGCUGCAGUAAGUGGUCUUCUGGAUGCUGGUGGACGAGUCAAUGAGUGGGUUGUCACUGAGAAGUUGGGCGACACCAGCAAGGCAAAGCCUGGCACCAAUGGAUCAGAUGCUGUAAAGGUGAUAGAUGUUAAGCUAACAGAGCCCCUUAUUCCGAAGCUAGUGAAGAGGCGAGCAAGAUUUUGGGAGAGGUACCACUGCUCAGAACUUUUCGUUGGAACCUGCAUACUUCUGUGUGGUUUCUAUGACUUGCUUCUUGCAAAUAAGGGAUACUACAUUUUUCUCUUCCUUCAAGGCACGGCUUUCCUUGUUGUUGGUUUUGGCAGCAUUUUGUUCACAUCCCGUAGAGAUGCAGUUCACAGUGGUGAAAGAAUUGCAGCUGAUGUAAAUGGAAUAGCACUAGCUGCCAAUUUAUGUAGAUCUCCGAACUCGUAG